ACAGCAACAUUCAUCCACAAGCUCGCUCUGUCAGUCUGUCUCACAUAAACAAAGUUGCGUGAACCCAGACUGUUCUUGAACAACUCUGCACCCCCCACGGUUAAAGAGGGUUGUUUGAGGUGGGGGUCUCCAGACGGAUACAGGGGGAAAAACAGGCUGUAACCAGAUCUGUUUAACCCUUCUUUUCCCCCUCCUCCUGUGUGCCUGUUAGGGGAGGGGUGUGGUUAUGAAUGCCAGUUUGUGUCAAACAGAGUAUGUUUGUACUCGUGCUUGAAUGUGUGUGUAUGUUUGUGGAUGUCUGUAUGCACGUGAGGAUAUGUGUACGUUAAAUUCAAUUUCACGCAGCGCGCGACACUGACGGAAUUACAAGUGCAGUAGUCGAGCGAGGAGAGGACUAUACCAACUGAAACUAGCUACACACAGUCAUGGCACUGUGUGGAGCCAAGGGACCACGUUUUUUGGGGCCCAACGUGUACCACGAGGCCCCAGAUGGAGGCUGGGGAUGGGUAGUGGCUGUGACCUUCUUCUUGGUAGAGGUUUUCACUUACGGCACCAUCAAGAGCUUUGGCAUCUUCCUCCAGGACCUGAUGGAGGAGUAUGGAGAGACCAACAAUCGAGUCUCCUGGAUUGUUUCCAUCUGCGUGUUUGUCAUGACAUUCAACGGUCCUCUCUCUUCUGUGAUGACUAACCGCUUUGGGUUCCAGCUUGUUGUCAUGGUUGGAGGAUUGCUUAUUUCCUCGGGUACCAUAGCCACCAGCUUUACCAGCUCCAUCAAUCAAAUGUACAUCACCUAUGGAUUAGUUGCAGGUCUGGGCUACUGUUUGACCUUCCUACCCACUGUGACCAUCCUCUCCCAGUACUUCACACGUCGACGGUCUCUGGUCACAGCUGUGGCGUCCACAGGAGAGUCCCUGUCCAUGUUUGCCCUGGCACCAGCCUUUUCUGCACUGAGGGACCGCAUUGGCUGGCGACAUACCAUGGCAGUGAUAGGAGCUUUGCAAAGCACUAUCAUCAUCUGUGGUGCUCUGCUUCGGCCUAUUGUUCUCACACCCAGAGUGUCCUACGAGACAGAAACUGACGGAGCGUCCCCAAAGGAACUGGAAGUGCUCAGUGCACGGGAGAAUGCAGAGGGCACAAACCCAGAGGACUCUAUGACAAACAGUACCUCACAUGCACCAAAUACCUCAUACAGUCUGGACAAUGAGCUAACCACAGGCUCCAUGAGCACUGGAGACUCUGGUGUCCAGUCUCUAAAGGACAGAGAUGACAGCAGCCCAGAAGAGAAGACUUUACUGCACAAAGAAGCAAGGUCAGACACAGAGCAGAAAUUUGUGGAAAACGGACAGGCAGAGAUAAGAGAAUCUGAAACCAAGGAGGAGAAAAAGAAAAAAGACAUAGAAAAACAAGGAAUGACAGUUGAGGAAAAUAAACCAGGUGAUGAAAAGCUAUCUGCAAAGAAUUCAAAACUUCUAGAUUUCUCUAUCCUUAGAGAGUGCAGCUUCAUUUUCUAUUCUCUGUUUGGGCUGUUUGCCACACUCGGCUUCUUUGCCCCUCAACUCUACAUCAUCGAGCUGAGCGUGAGUCGAGGUGUGGAGCGGGACCGUGCUGCCUACAUGCUCUCCACCAUGGCUGUGGCUGAAAUCUUAGGCCGAUUCUCCAUUGGGUGGAUCCUGACACGCAAGCAGUUCAGGAAGAGGAAGCUGCUUGUUCUCCUGGCAUGUGUAAUCAUAAUGACUGUGGAUCUGGUGGGAUUUACUUUGGUUACGGAGUUCUAUGGCCUGGCCGUGUGCUGCGCUAUGUAUGGCUUCUUUAUGGGAACGCUAGCAUGCACCCACAUCCCCAUACUGGCUGAGGAUGAUGUUGUGGGUAUUGAUAGGAUGUCUUCAGCUGCUGGUGUCUAUGUGUUUAUACAUAGCUUUGCUGGGCUGGCCGGACCCCCACUUGGAGGCAUGCUGGUGGAUGUGACUCAGAACUACGGCUCAGCCUUCUACUCCUGCGCAGCUGGCAUGGCGCUGAGCGCCCUGUUUCUUGGUUUGGUAAAACCUGCUAAGAGAGGAUUACUCUGUAGGAGAAGGAACUCAAAACAACCUGAAGAUUUACAUGAAAGGAAAGAGGACUCCAACGAACAGAGUGAAGAUUAUAAACUGGACAAAACUGAGAGUGCUCACGAUUGCUCAGAAACAGAAGUCGGCUUGGACCACAGCCAGGCAGGGGCCAUGAGAGAUGUCCAGGAAGUUAUACGUUUUGCUUGAGCUGAUAACAUAGGAUAAGAUAGUAAAAGGGUCAAACCAUACAAGGGUAAAAAGCUAUCUAAAGACUGCUGCUGCCUAAAGCAACAUGAAUACAAUGAAGAAAGUGACCAAUACUUAAAUGUUUAACAUCUGCCACUGUAAAUUGAUUUGAGAGAAAUCUUAAGAACCUUUAGAUCACUAUAUGUAUGUAGCAAUCAUGUCUUACAUACCUAAUGUACCCAGUGUUUUUACCAGUCAAUACUGUAGAAAUUAAAAUAAGUGUACUAUUAAAUUAGCUUGAGUAAGUGAGUAAGCUUUUAUUAUAGUCUUGUUUUAUAUGGACGAUGGUGUGAAACAUUGCUGAAAGGUAUGGGCCUUCAAAAUGGACCAUGAUGAGGGUGUCAGUGGAGGUGCCUUAGUUUUAGACAUUCUAGAGGGACUAUGCAACAAUUUAAUACUGAUAAACUAAUUACCUGCUGGUGAUCAAUACUGAUAAUGAUAGCCAGAGAAACUGUGAAGCAAAUGUAGCUGCAAGAACAAUAAUUUGCACAGAUUCUGUAACACUUGUUAUAGAAAAUGCACAAAGCUCAGGAGUAUGUGAUUGUAGCAGUGUUUAUUUUUAAUCAAACUGUCACUAAGCUGACGAUGCACUUUAAUGUGAUAUGAGAUGACAGACUUAAUCUAUUUUUCUAAUGAAAAUGUGUUCAAUCACAAUAAAGAAGCACAGUGAUUUGAACCUUUGAA
Molecule: messenger RNA, 2975 nt
Organism: Lates calcarifer (barramundi perch)
Lineage: Eukaryota; Metazoa; Chordata; Actinopteri; Centropomidae
Product: monocarboxylate transporter 7
Exons: 6
Coding region: 426-2252 (608 amino acids)
Biological process (GO): monocarboxylic acid transport; transmembrane transport
Molecular function (GO): monocarboxylic acid transmembrane transporter activity
Source: RefSeq, a predicted model, not a curated record